Messenger RNA from Triticum aestivum (bread wheat), 2223 nucleotides. RefSeq lists its product as uncharacterized. NCBI's taxonomy places the organism in Eukaryota, Viridiplantae, Streptophyta, Magnoliopsida, Poales, Poaceae. The transcript is spliced from 8 exons. The record is from RefSeq and is a predicted model, not a curated record. Gene Ontology annotation, molecular function: metal ion binding; RNA binding. The coding region runs from base 328 to 1755 and encodes 475 amino acids.
UGAUGCCGGGGAUUAGUUCCAAUGGUUUUCUCUUAUUGAUUGGACUUGCCCACUGCUUGCUUGACUGAAGGCAUGCGAUUCUUCCUCACAUGACCCACCACGAGACUCCUGCAGAGGCGCGCCAGCCACCGCAAUGGCGCAUCCACCGCCGCUUCUCUCUUCUCCACCGACCUCCGUCGCUUUGAUCCAGGCCGAGCAUCCGCAACGCCGCUACUCUGUCCUCGACCAAGCUCCGUCGCUCCGCUCGACACCGGGCAUCUCCGCAGCGACGCUCCACGGCGAGAUUGGUCGCCGCCCCCUCCGUGAAAUUCAAGGUCGGCGGCGUCGAUGCCAACCACCGCGACGGGGAAUGCGGAACUGCGGCGGCUGGGCCGACGCCUCCCCUCGCCCCUCUCUCUCCGGCGGCUCCCACCGCACCGGAGGCGGCGGCGCGCCAGGACUAGUGGGCCAAGCGGAGGCCUUUCCAGCACCAGGCCCAAUGCUGCUAGGGGCUUCUUAAGUCAUGCCUUGGGCGUACCGGACAGGCCCAGGCCCAGGCCCAAUGCUGCGAACUCGAGGUUGCCUACCGCCUCCUUUCAAAGGCGAAAGCUCGCGGGCGUCAUAUAUACAGCCUCCGCCUCACCGUCCUCUUCCUCGCCCUCUUCUUCACCCUUCCCGGAGCGAGAAGCUUGCGCGGGCAUCAUAUACAGCCCCCUUCCUCGGUGUGCUGAACCCUUCCUGGAGUGGAGAAAGACCAGGAAACAGAAAAUGGCUUGGAUGUCUGACCAGCCUUGCCGCUCCUACAUCAUUGAUGGAUCUUGCAAGUAUGGUUCAGACUGUUUGUUCUCUCAUGGACUUGACUUAUUUGGGAGGAUAGAGAUGCAAAUCAGGGCACUUCUGCAUGUGCCGGAUGUAUAUCAAGUUCCAGUAGAGCACUUGCCAUGGAGUCGCCCUGAGUUGGGCAUAAUGCUUCGGCAAGUGGGAUGGGAUGGGACUCUUGGUCACCUAAUGAGUUUGCUCGAGCGUCUUCAUACUAUUUGUGUGGUUUAUAACAGCUAUGGAUAUUAUGCAAUCCUGUUGGAGAAUGUUUCACACUACCUGGGUUACUUACCUUACAAUCCAAAUGUGAUGGAUGCUGAUAGUGAAGCUCACCAGAUUUAUAUUAACUUCUCUGCUCAAAGUAUAGAAAUAUGCACUGAAGAAAAUGUUCGUAUCUAUUUCAGCCAUUAUGGGGAAGUCUUGUCUGUAUAUAUUCCGCAUGAAAUGGCAUAUGGUUUUGUGAGAUUCCGGUACCCUGAGACAGUGAGGCUGCUUUUAUCAAACUGGAAUCCUCAGGUCCCUCACUUCAUCUUCGGAGCAGGGCUUUACGUGGGCCCCUAUAUCUCCUACAAUCGGAGGUACCCUGCUGUGAAUCAUGGGCUGAAUGAUCCGGAUGGAGGGCUAGAACAUAUGCCAAAUGCCGCGGGUGGAGUGGCAGGACAAGUGCCAGGUGUGCCGGAUGGAAACGCGGCACAACAAGAUAUGAACCCUGCUGGGAAUCAUGGGCCGAAUGUCCCGGAUGCAGGGCCUGGACAUGUGCCAAAUGCCCUGGGUGUACUGCCGGAUGAAGUGCUAGGUGUGCCGGUGGGAGACGCAGCACAACCAGAUAUGAACCCUGCUGGGAAUGGAGUGGCAGGACAAGUGCCAGUUGUUCCGGAUGGAGGCGCAGCACAAGAAGAUAUGGACGAGAUUGCUGCCGCUCUUCCAGAUGUCGACUGUUUCUACCAGGCAACCUGACCUGACCUGACCAGAGAGCGGAAGUGGAUUGGAACGACGCUCCUCAUCCAGAUGUUGUUGAUUCCCAUUGGAUACAUACACUCCAGAUAUACACUGUAGAUUAGAUGAGUAUACUUCAGACGCAGCAAACUUGAGUACACUAUACUGAAGCGCUUCUAUGGUUUCCUCUUGCAACUUGAGUACACUGUAGAUAGAUCAUAUAAAGAAAAAGGAAGUUUUUGUACAUUGAAGCGCUUUCCUUGGUUGAGUAGGUUUGGGGUCAAUCCCCCUGCUGUUAUGACCUGCUGAUGCAUGAUCUAAGAAUCCUUGUAGUUCUACUCUACACACUGAGUUUUUUUUUUUUGGUAGUUAAUAGCAAAACAGAAACAGUUUGUGUUUGCAUAUGACACUGAGACCUGUGCGUCUCUUUCGGAGAGAGUAAGGCUGCGCUUGGAUUGGGUGUAAAAUAAUACGGAGGUGUUUUCUUUA